Pipistrellus kuhlii (Kuhl's pipistrelle) is the source of this 2243-nucleotide messenger RNA. RefSeq names its product ankyrin repeat domain 33 (gene ANKRD33). The transcript has 4 exons. Gene Ontology annotation, biological process: negative regulation of transcription regulatory region DNA binding; negative regulation of transcription by RNA polymerase II. The record is from RefSeq and is a predicted model, not a curated record. The coding region runs from base 20 to 1216 and encodes 398 amino acids. Lineage: Eukaryota; Metazoa; Chordata; Mammalia; Chiroptera; Vespertilionidae. Gene Ontology annotation, molecular function: protein binding.
UCUCCCCCAGACAGGCCUCAUGGUGGCAUGCUCCCGCAGCUUCGGGAGCGUCGUGGCCCUGCUCAGCCGCUGUCCGUUCCUGGACGUGAACCAUCAGGACAAAGAAGGCGACACGGCCCUCAUGCUGGCCGCUCAGGCAGGCCACGCGCCCCUGGUGAGCCUCCUGCUCGGCUACUACGCGGGCCUGGACCUGGAGCGCCGGGACCAGCGGGGGCUGACGGCGCUGAUGAAGGCCGCGCUGCGGGACCGCGCGGACUGCGUGGCUGCCCUCCUCAUGGCAGGUGCGUGGCCUGCGCGGACGGGAUCCGGGGCCUCCUGCCCCUCCCCAGGCACCCUGCAGACACCGAGAUUAACGGGGUUCGGUGAUGCAAAGAAGGACCAGCAGGACCCUUCCCUCCCACUCCCCCCCUCCCGCCACCUGCACACCACCCCUCUGGGCAUGUGCCCUUCUGCACAUCACCCAUCCCCGUCCCAGCCCACACCACUCCGUGCCCUCCCAGGUGCUGACCUGACAGCCGUGGACCCUGUGCGGGGCAGGACAGCCCUGGAGUGGGCGCUGCUGACCGGCAGCUUCGACACGGUGCGCAGGAUCCGGCGGCUGCGGCAGCGGCCCCGGGCGGAGCAGCUCAGCCGGCAUUACCGGCCAGAGUGGCCGGCCCUGCCCCUGCUCGUGGCCCAGGCCCAGGCCCAGGGCGCCCCCUCUCUCCUGGAGAGGCUUCGGGCCACCUGGAGCCUCCCCUUCGCCCAGUCUCCGCAGGAGGGGGGUGUCCUGGACCACCUUGUGACCCUCACGACCAGCCUGGCAAGUCCCUUCCUCACCACCGCCUGCCACCCUCUGUGCCCGGACCGCCCGCCUGCACUGGGAACCCUAAGCAAGUCUGUGCCAGAGCUGCUGGGCACGGCUCCUCCCCCGCCCCCAGGCCCCCAGCCUCCACAGGUGGUCCCUGGCCCCCGGGUCCUCAUCCCUGACCAGAGGCCUCCCGGUGUGCUGAGUGUGUGCCCUCAGUGGCUACAGCCCAGGGCCGGUCCCAGCCCCAGGCCCCAAGUCCCCAAGAUCCUCCUCUCCAAGGUGCCCUCACCGCCCAGCCAGCGUGAGCCGGAGCCCAGGCCUGCAGGGCAUCGCAGCCUGGCCCUUCCGGUCUGGCGGUACCGGGAGCUCAGGGUGCAGAGGAGGAUGCAGGAGAAGGAGGCACAGAGCCAGGGGAAAAAGAGCUAGGCCGGACGGGGGCAGGGAAUCAGCCCCUCCCAGGGGCUCCCUGCUCUGUAGAGCCCCUUCUGCCUGCCAUCCGAUGACGAGGUCCUUCACACAACACUGUGCAGCAAUAAGAGUGGAGUCAGCCUACGUGUCUACAGGGGACAGGCUAAAGGAUGUGGGUGUCAUUACUGUACCCCCAUACGAUGUGUCCUGUGCAGUCAUAAACAGGAGCAAGGCAGCUCUUCAUGCUCGAUAGGAAACGGUCUUCCAGAUGUUUGGGUGAGAAAUAGCCAAGGGGUAGAACAGUGCCUAUGGCAUGCUGCUGUUUGUCAAGCCUGCAUGGAGCUACACGUGACUAGUAUAAGCAUAAAGUGAGUACCAAGAUUUAUUUAACUAGUUAAUGAUACAAAAAAGUUAAUUCUCGCCUUGCAAUAAAAUCAUAACUGUUUUUUUCCUCAACCAGAUGAAAAUGAUUUGCUAUUUUUCAAUCUUUUACAGGUUUACCCUCUUCACUUUACAGAGCCUGGGCCCCCAUCAAUAGGAACUUGUAUGUCAAACCAAGAGACUUCCCCUAGAUGACCCAUAGGUGGGGUUAUUAGCCAAUGGUCUAACAUAUCUCUGAAGGGGCAUUGGGUACGUAAUUUUGUGUGUGUCUUAUUUACAAGGUUUGAAUUUUGUUUUCUUUUUUUUUUUUUUUUGGUUGUUAAUUUUUACCCGAGGAUAUUUUUUUUCCCGAUGUAUCAACUUUGCAAUCUUAUUCCAGCAUUCUUUUUUUCCACUGACUGUCAAUAAUGGUUUUUAUUUCUUCCUUUGACCCAUCCAUGGUUCACUCAUUAACUAGUUAAAUAAAAUAUGGUACUCACUCUAUGUUUUCAGGAAGGGAGGAAGAAGGGAGAGAGGGAGAAACAUCGCUGUGAGAGACACAUGGUUUGGUUGCCUCCCACACGAACGCUGACCUGCGUACAUGCAAACCAGGACCUGCCUCUGACCCGGAAUCAAACCCGAGACCCUUCGGUGCAUGAGCCAACGUUCUAAUCACUGAGAAACA